Molecule: messenger RNA, 607 nt
Organism: Pyrgilauda ruficollis (rufous-necked snowfinch)
Lineage: Eukaryota; Metazoa; Chordata; Aves; Passeriformes; Passeridae
Product: multiple epidermal growth factor-like domains protein 10
Exons: 3
Coding region: 14-562 (182 amino acids)
Cellular component (GO): membrane
Source: RefSeq, a predicted model, not a curated record
GGGGUGGGAUGGGAUGGAACAGGAUGGAACAGGAAGUACCACUGCUCUCCCCCAUGCAGAGUGUGAUGAGCAUUCCUGGGGGCUGGACUGUGGACAGCGCUGCCCCUGCCACCAUGGGGCCCCCUGUGACCCCCUGAGCGGGGUCUGCUCCUGUCCCCCCGGCUUCACCGACCCCCUGUGCAGCCAGCCGUGCCCACCUGGCACCUACGGGCAGAGCUGUCACCUGCCCUGCCCCUGCCACCACCAGGCCCCCUGCAACGCCUCCACAGGCGCCUGCCUCUGCCCACCGGGGCUGAGCGGCCCCCUCUGCGAGGUGCCCUGCCCUGAGGGGAUGUCCUGUGCCACCCCCUGUCCCUGCCAGAACGGGGGCAUCUGCCACCCCUCCAGCAGCAGCACCUGCGUCUGCCCUCACGGAUGGAUGGGGGAGAUCUGCUCCGUGCCGUGCCCCCCCGGGCGCUUUGGGCCCGGCUGCCAGGGCGAGUGUCGCUGCCACAACGGGGGGCACUGUGACCCCCACGGGGGACAGUGCCAGUGCAGCCCUGGCUUCACUGGAGAGCAGUGAGGGCGGAACUGGGCACGGGCUGGGGGAAAAGAUGGGCAUGGGGGU